Passer montanus (Eurasian tree sparrow) is the source of this 1345-nucleotide messenger RNA. Its product is annotated as basic proline-rich protein-like. NCBI's taxonomy places the organism in Eukaryota, Metazoa, Chordata, Aves, Passeriformes, Passeridae. The record is from RefSeq and is a predicted model, not a curated record. Bases 211 to 816 code for a protein of 201 amino acids. The transcript is spliced from 2 exons.
AUUUUCUGUUCAAAAAGGGGAGUCCAGGAAAAUUUGAGAUCGCCAUGAAAAACACAUGCUGAUUAAAAAAUCAUUACGUCACAGGUUUCUCAGGAUCUGGCUGAACCCCCUUCACACGCCCCCUCCGUGCCCACAGCCUGCCCGUCUCCCGCGCACAGCGGCCGCAUUCCCGGCCGGCAGAGCCGCCCCCGGCCCUGCGCGCACGGGGGGAUGAGCGCACACACCCGGCUUUCUGCCCGCCGCCCCCCGCUCCGGCCGCCAGCUCCGCGCCUCCCCCGCCCGGGCCGCGCACGCCGGGGAUCCCGCGGGGCUGGCGGGCACACCGCGCAGGGCUGCGAUGCCAAGGGCAGAGCCGACCCCUCCGGCAUGCCCUCUUUCCUCCUGGCCUCUUCCCUUCCCCUCCGCGCAUCUGCGUUCUCCUUUCCUCUUCUCCCCUCUCCCUCCUCGCGAUUCCAUCUUCCCUCCUCGCUUUUUCCCCUGCCCCUCCUGGCACCUCUACCGACAUCCCCUCACCUCCCCGGCCCGCCCUGCCUACCCCCCUCUCCCGCCCGCAACCAGCCGAGCGCCAGCUCGCCGCAGCCGCAGCCACCGCCGCCUCCCUUCCCUCCGCGCCGGCAGCCGCGCUCACACACAGACAGACAGACAGACAGGCAGAGGCAGGCAGACAGACAGACGGGCAGGCAGGCAGACAGACGCCGCGCGGACGCGCGCAUCCUGGCGCUCGGAGGUAGUACUGCUAUCCCGGACUUCUUCAAUGUUGCCUGGAACCCAAAUACGCUUGCAAGGAUUCCCAUUGAUCUGCUAUUCUUCCUGUGAAGAAGCUCUGCCUUUUAUUUUUUUGUUGCGAUACAGGCUUAAUUAUCCCCUCAGCUCCUGUGCUGGAGAUGAGGAACAACAAACCCUUUCUUUAAGCUGGAGAUGGGAACAAUUAACCCUCUCUUAGACCUGCUCAUGGCUUUGUAGAUCUCCACAGUAAUCUCUGUACAUCAUUACAUUUCCUGGCUGAAGAGCUCUAGGUUGCUCUCAUGGGGACCUUUGUCCACAGACUAUUCUGUACCUCUUACUGUCCUUGAUGCACUCCUGAGCAUGACCCUCAUCUAACAGAUCUAAAUUUGAGUUGAAGAAAUACACACCAUGGAUUCAUACAGUGGCCCAAUGGUGUUUUUCCUUGACAAUACUUCAUGAGGAUCUUUUGAGCACAGGAGGUGAUGUUUCUAUGUCCUGUCAUAACCCUGAGACUUUACUCAUGCCAGCUCAGAGCCCACCAUUUUUAAUGAUUAUUUGUCCAUGUGUGUUAUUUUACAUUCACCUAUACUGGAUUUCUGAUAUUGAAUAUUCAGUCUCA